Molecule: messenger RNA, 1593 nt
Organism: Chionomys nivalis (European snow vole)
Lineage: Eukaryota; Metazoa; Chordata; Mammalia; Rodentia; Cricetidae
Product: UDP-glucuronosyltransferase 2B31-like
Exons: 6
Coding region: 1-1593 (530 amino acids)
Molecular function (GO): UDP-glycosyltransferase activity
Source: RefSeq, a predicted model, not a curated record
AUGUCUGUAAAAAUGAAGGCAGCAUUAUUCUUCCUACAGUUGAGUGGCUUCUUUGGAUCUGGGAGUGCUGGGAAGGUGCUGGUGUGGCCAAUGGAAUACAGUCAUUGGCUCAACUUAAGGACAAUCCUAGAUGAACUUGUGAAGAAGGGCCAUGAAGUGACGGUUCUGAUACCCUCAGUCUCUCUUUCUUAUGAGGUUGGUGACACAUCUGCUAUUGAGUUUGAGACAUAUCCUGCGUCUUUAUCCAUGGCUGAAUUGGAGGAACUUUACAAGGACUCACUCAAUAAAUACAUUUAUGAGCUGCCAAAGCAAUCAUUUUGGGGAUACUUUUUAUUAUAUCAGGAAUUGGCUUGGGAAGAUUCAAAAUAUUCUGAAAGUCUCUGCAAAGAUGCAGUUUUUAACAAGGAACUCAUGGCAAAACUACAAAAUUCAAGCUUUGAUGUCAUAGUAGCAGAUCCCUUCAUGCCCUGCGGUGACCUGCUGGCUGAGAUUCUCAAGAUACCACUUGUGUACAGUCUCCGAUUCUUCCCUGGCUCCACACAGGAGAAGUACAGUGGAGGACUGCCACUGCCUCCUUCCUAUGUGCCUGUUGCUCAAUCAGAAUUGAGUGAUCGAAUGACAUUCAUGGAGAGAGUACAAAAUCUGAUCUAUAUGCUUUCUUUUGACUUUUGGUUCCAAAUAUUUAAUGAGAAGAAUUGGAAUCAGCUUUACAGUGAAGUCUUGGGAAGACCCACAACACUCUCUGAGAUCAUGAGGAAAGCAGAUAUAUGGCUCAUUCGAACCUACUGGGAUUUGGAAUUUCCUCACCCUUUUUUACCAAAUUUUGAUUAUGUUGGAGGACUCCACUGCAAACCUGCCAAGCCUCUGCCAAAGGAAAUAGAAGACUUCGUCCAGUCUUCCGGAGAACAUGGUGUGGUAGUGUUUUCCCUGGGGUCCAUGGUGGGUACCCUAACAGAAGAAAGAGCCAAUAUGAUUGCAACAGGCCUUGCCCAGAUUCCCCAGAAGGUUCUUUGGCGAUUUGAAGGCAAGAAGCCAGACACCUUGGGCUCCAACACACGGCUGUACAAAUGGAUUCCCCAGAAUGACCUUCUCGGUCAUCCUAAAACCAAAGCUUUUAUAACUCAUGGUGGCACAAAUGGCAUCUAUGAGGCAAUCUACCAUGGGAUCCCUGUGGUGGGCAUUCCUUUGUUUGGAGACCAAUUUGAUAAUGUUGUUCACAUGAAGACCAAAGGAGCAGGGGUUCAAGUGGACUUUCUCACAAUGUCCAGCACAGAUUUGCUCCAUGCUGUGAAGACAGUCAUUAAUGACCCUUCCUAUAAGGAGAACGCCAUGCGGCUAUCAAGAAUCCACCAUGACCAGCCAGUAAAGCCCCUGGACAGAGCCGUCUUCUGGAUUGAGUACGUCAUGCGUCACAGGGGAGCCAAGCACCUUCGUGUGGCAGCUCAUGACCUCCCCUGGUACCAGUACCACUCUCUGGACGUGCUUGGAUUCCUGCUUGCCUGUGUGGUGACUGUGGUGUUCAUCAUCACAAAGUGUUGCCUCUUUUGCUGCCAGAGAUUUACUAAAUCUGGAAAGAAGAAGAAAAGGGAGUAG